Molecule: messenger RNA, 4204 nt
Organism: Oncorhynchus keta (chum salmon)
Lineage: Eukaryota; Metazoa; Chordata; Actinopteri; Salmoniformes; Salmonidae
Product: major histocompatibility complex class I-related gene protein-like
Exons: 9
Coding region: 293-1480 (395 amino acids)
Biological process (GO): immune response
Cellular component (GO): external side of plasma membrane
Source: RefSeq, a predicted model, not a curated record
UACGGGUCUCGUUACCAUCUGCCCUAGACUGUCGGGCCAAAGGGAUUCGUAACAAUAUUAAUUUGAAUCAGUUGAUUAUUCAUACUUUAAUUUUUUAUAAGUAGAUUCGGCUGUUCUGAUACGGGAGUCGGCUCCAAACGUUCACAUACAAGAGCCAGCUUUAAGAGCCGACGACCCAUCUCUAUUGGCUAGAAAUACUCCUCAAAGUGCAAGGAACGCAACAUUUUUAAAGGAGCUUUCCGUCAACAUACUAUGGGGAUAUAGCUGAAAAACGGCUAGUUUAAUUAGCAAGAUGUAUAGACCUAAUUUGAUUUUUGUUUUAUAUUUUUCACUAGAAUGUAUUUGCCUGAGCCAAAGCGAUAUCUACUCCCUGAAUUACAUCUACACUGCCCUGUCAAAGCCACUAGAAUUGCCUGGUAUCCAUGAGUUCAUUGCCAUGGGUCUGAUGAAUGACAAACAGAUUGAUUACUAUGACAGUGUGGCAAAGAAGAAGAUUCCCAAACAGGACUGGAUGAGGGAGAAGCUGCCAGCAGACUACUGGGAUAAAGGCACUCAGUCACGCAAGAGCAAGGAGCAGUGGUUCAAAGUUAAUGUCGAUAUCUUGAUGAAGCGCAUGAUGCACAACAACACUGAUGUGCAUAUCCUUCAGUGGAAACAUGGCUGUGAGAUUGACCAACAGAGUGACGGCACAUUGAAAUUCAUAAAGGGCACAGACCAGUACAGCUACGAUGGUGACGACUUCCUGGCCUUUGAUGAUGCCAAUAUGCAGUGGGUGGCCCCAGUUUUUCAAGCUCAGCCGACUAAGAGGAAGUGGGACGGGGUCCAGAUCCUCAACCAGUACACCAAGGGCUACCUGGAGAAGGAGUGUGUGGACUGGCUUUCCAAAUUCAUGAAAUAUGAGGACGAAGAAUUCAGUAGGGCUGAUUCCCCUCCAAAGGUCUAUGCGUUUGCUAAAAAGGCCAAAACUGCCGGAAAUGUCCGACUGACCUGCAUGGCCACAGGUUUCUAUCCCAAAGAUGUAGAAAUGCAUAUUAAGAAGAAUGGUGUUCCAUUGACCGAACGUGAUGGAGUGCAGUCUACAGGUGUCCUACCCAAUGAUGAUGACACUUACCAGAUCAGGAUGAGUGUCCAGAUCCCAGAGGCAGAUAAGGAAACUUAUGAAUGUUAUGUCGACCAUAGAACUUUGAAGAAGCCAAUUGUGGGAAAAUGGGAUGGAAUAUGUUGUGAUUGCAGUAGUUUCGGUGCUGUCGUCAUUGGGGCAGUCAUCACCAUUAUUGUAGUUCUGAUCUUGAUUUCGGUGGUCCUGUUUGUUCUGCACAAAAGCGGGACAAUUGUGAUUCCUGGCUUGAAAACGACAGCCACGGAUGAUGAAAGCAGAACCUCAUCAGACUCUGAUCAAGGCAGCCAGAACGCAGGAUCCUCAGACAGAGGCAGUGAGGAGGACGUUAAGAAGUCAAUGCUGCCUCAGGAAAGUGUCUAGAUGACCGUUGGUGGCCAAACUUUCUGACCGGACCAUGAAGGACAGUCAAUUCAUUUCAUCAUUUUAUAGUAUUGCUAGAGCUGUUUCGGUGUGGCCACGAGUCAUGACGGCAGUCAAAUUCCACAUGACCGUUUAGUCCCGCUAAUUAGACUUCUCCAAGCUCUGAUGCUGCUGAAGGUCAUUAGUAGCCUACCAAACUGGCUAACCCUAUUGUCCCUUUAAUCACUCUGAGAUGAAUGCAAAUCUAAUCAAAAAUCUAAUCAAACUUCAUGAGAGCCCAUGAGCUCAUGUUGCUCAAAUAUUUCUAUAGGUUAUGCAAUUGCGUGAGAAAACAGCAUGAUGGUCAUUAUAAAAAAUAGGAUUCCAUCAGCUUUCCAUAUGCUAGGCCUACUAUAUUUUAUUUGUCAACUAUCCUAGUAUUAUAAGCACAUUGCUUCUCUUUAAAACAGGAGUAUAGUCUACUGAUGUAUUUAUUCCAGCUGCUCCUGUUUCCAUACAGGUUCAUGAUAACGGUCCAUUCUAAAUCAAAACAAAUUUCACACGCAAACUAUUUAGUAUAUGUAAAGACGAGAUGAAAUCAAGAAUAGUCUGAUGGGUCACAAUUUUAGCCUAUCAGUGAUAGGCUGAUAUUGUCACCCAUCAGACUAUUCUUGAGUGAUAUACAGUGGCUUGCGAAAGUAUUCACCCCCUUGAAAUUAUUCCUAUUUUGUUGCCUUACAACAUGAAGAUAAACACUUUGAAGAUAAAAUAUUUUUUUGUGAAACAAGCAAGAAAUAAGACAAAACAACGGAACAUUUGAGUGUGCAUAGCUAUUCAUCUCGGGGUGUUGAGUUUGUGCCAGACAUAGCGUUUAUCUUGAUGAGAAACUCAAUUCUAGUCUCAUCUGACCAGAGUACCUUCUUCCAUAUGUUUGGGGAGUCUCCCACAUGUCUUUUGACGAACACUUUAAGCAAUGGCUUUUUUCUGGCCACUUCUGUAAAACCCAUCUCUGUGGAGUGUACGGUUUAAACUGGUCCGAUGGACAGAUACUCCAAUCUACACUGUGGAGCUUUGCAGCUCCUUCAGGGUUAUCUUUAGUCUCAUUGUUGCCUCUCUGAUUUAUGCCCUCCUUGCCUGGGCUGUGAGUUUUGGUGGGCAGCCCCCUCUUGGCAGGUUUGUUGAGGUGCCAUAUUAUUUCAAUUUUUUAAUAACAGAUUUAAUGGUGCUCCAUGGGAUGUUCAAUUUUUUUAUAACCCAACCCUGAUCUGUACUUCUCCACAACUUUGUCUCUGACCUGUUUGGAGAGCUCCUUGGUCUUCACAGCGUGUGAGUUUGAAGUUUGGGGAAGAUAUUUUUUACCAUAAAAAUGCACCUUUAUAAACAAAAAAAGCAUUUCAUGCAUAAUCACAUUUGUGGUCACUUUUGAGAAUGGCGUUCUCCUGCUAAUGGAACAUUUGCACUUAUAGCCUACUGCCGUGUGCUCAUUGCUGCGCUUAUACUGUGAAGAAAUACCCUGAUAGUUGAUCAACAUUUUAAACGUUCUCAUCUAUGGCUUCAGGCUCAUUACUUGAAACAGGUUUGUUUUUAAUGCUAGUGGUUGUAUUCAUUUGGGAUCUAUCGCAUCCCACAACUGUGCCAGACGGUUUGGAAUAUUUAGAUCUUGCACAGAAUAGAAUAGGUUAACUUUUGUACUAUGGGGGAUAGUAGUGAAUGUAUUAUGUUGUGUAUUUAAUUAUUUUAUUGUUGCAAUGGAUGUUUCUUAGAGGCAUCUUUAAGGUAUUUGUAUAAUGCUUCAGGGUUAUAUAAGCCUAGAGGUAUAGGCUGAUAUGUUUUCUUACCUCUGGCCAAACAAUAUCUUGUUUUACGUUUCUGCAAAUAUAUGCAUAAAUUAUUACAGUCAGACGACAUGAAAAACUAAAAGUAAAAUAGUAAAACCCAUUUAUGGUAGUGGCCAUAAUGAUAUCAUAAAAUGGCAAAUUAAAAACAUUGACAGGUCAAGGAAUCAGCCACAAAAUCCUUCAUCAAUGAUUUAAAAACACCAAUCGGGACAAGUUCUCCCAGUUUAAACUAUUUUGGAAGGCGUUCCAAGCCUAUUAUGCAGAAUAAAUAAAAGCCUUUUUAUCAAAUUCAGUUUGACAUUUGGAAUAGUUAGCAAACAGUCCGGCAAACAGAGUUCCCACCACAUUUCUGAAUAAUAAAAAUGCCCAAAUUAAAAUGUAGUAAACCCAAAAUGGCUUUGUAAAGUAUACCAGUGACUGAGCCUACGUGUGACUAGAGAAGGCAAGCCAACCCUAUUUCAAUCUAGGGCCCAUUUCAAAACCGUUCACUGGGUUACCAGGCUAAGACAAAGCUACACUCUUGAAUUAAUAUGCAGUGGAGUUUCUUUUAAUGUCACCUUGUAAACAUUGAUUUAUGGAGAACACAAAUAAAUCCAACAUGCAGUCUUGAAGCUCAAUACAAAAAUAUAUUUGUUUAUCUUAUGCCAGAAACAUAGUCAGUGUUUUCUUAUGAAUAGGGACUCUAGGAUUAUCACAAAAUGAUUUCAUUAAUUUCUCAUGGCAUUAAUCUGUUACAAUUCACUAAACCACUGUUACAUGACUUAUUGCAUACAUACAUGCCUACACACACACACACACACACACACACACACACACACACACACACACACACACACACACACACACACACACACACACACACACACACACACACACACACACACACACACACACACACACACACACA